Molecule: messenger RNA, 1054 nt
Organism: Hemibagrus wyckioides
Lineage: Eukaryota; Metazoa; Chordata; Actinopteri; Siluriformes; Bagridae
Product: coiled-coil domain-containing protein 18
Exons: 3
Coding region: 527-1015 (162 amino acids)
Source: RefSeq, a predicted model, not a curated record
UGUCUUGCAUAGAAACAGAACUGUAUGAAUAGUAAACGCCUCUGUCAGAUGAGUGUGUUCUGUGUCUCUGAUCAUUCUAAGGGCUAAUGAGGUCAGUUAGCCAGAGGCCUAGAAUGAGGCAGAUCCCAUGACCAUUAGAUCACAGUUUGUUUGUCAGUGUUUGUUCUGUCUUAAAUUCGAGGUAUUUAAGGAGAAGGCAUUUUCCAUCACAGAGGACGGUUCAAAAAGACAGCAACAGUGUCAGAGAAGACAUUAUAUAUUUGAAGGGACUUACUUAACAGUACUGGUGUAGCUAAGUAAUUAAAUCCUUCAUAUACUUAACUAUAUACCGAUGCUCAGUGAUAAAACAGUAUAGAGCCAGUUGUUUUGCUUUUCAGCUUGAACAGUAACGGUUUCUGCUUGGAGUUUAUCCACUGUUUAUUUAUUCCAAUUAUAUAUUCACCGGCAUCCUCUCUGAGUCCAACUCCGACUGAGUCUUGGAGUGUGUGUGUGCGGGUGUUGGCCGUCCAGCCAGCUUCAGGAGGACAUGAAUAAGCUUCGUAGUGAGCUGAGUGAGAAGGAACGGGAGUUACUGAAGAUACGCAGGGUGAGCGGAGGCAAAGCCUCACAGCUGGCUCAGAUGGAGAAGAUGCUCAAGGAGACCAAAAGCAUGAUGGACAAAAAGACUGAGACUGGCGCAGAAAGAAACCCUUUUGAGGACAACAUGGUGUCUGAGCUGGAGGAGAAGGUGCAGCGCAGUAAGCGAGAGCGGCGUAACUCUCUGCACCGAACACAGCUGUUAGAAAGUCAAAUGAAGACAGUGCGUGGUGAGCUGGUGGACACGCUGGACCACCUGCAGGCGCUCAGAGACGUCCUGCGACGCUCACAACAGAAAGCAGAAGAGCGCCAAGCUGCCAUGGAGAAACUGAAUGCCGAGCUCAGGAUGGGAUGGGUGUUUUGCCUCAUUCCUGGUGUACCAGGGAUCUGGAUCAACAGCAACAUGACCAGAAUAAAUUUGAUACUGAAGAUGAAUUAAUAAAUUAAUUUAUAUUUCACUGGGGUUUAAAACAUGUAU